Messenger RNA from Penicillium soppii, 921 nucleotides. Its product is annotated as homeobox domain-containing protein. The record is from RefSeq and is a predicted model, not a curated record. Bases 1 to 921 code for a protein of 306 amino acids. Lineage: Eukaryota; Fungi; Ascomycota; Eurotiomycetes; Eurotiales; Aspergillaceae. Gene Ontology annotation, biological process: regulation of transcription by RNA polymerase II. Gene Ontology annotation, molecular function: RNA polymerase II cis-regulatory region sequence-specific DNA binding; DNA-binding transcription factor activity, RNA polymerase II-specific. The transcript has 3 exons.
AUGUCACAGUCCCGCGAGUUGGACGAAGAUACCGAUAUGGCUAUUUCGUAUACAUCCCAGCCGUCCACUGGCCACCCAACACUCCCCUCAUUCCGAGAGCUUCUUCCCCCUCACCUCCACGAUGCAAUCGAAUCAACCUCACCAUACUCACCACGCCACUCACAAGACCGCCCAGGCUCCGGCCACGAAAUGGCCGAUCCCCGCUCCAUCCCAUAUGGCACAUCCCAAACAUCUAAAAUGCCAUACGACGUACACCACGAAUACACAGUGACCCGCGAACGAAUGGAUCCCGGCCACGCCAUGCGUCUAUCCGACUCCGCAUCCCGCGGCCCAAGUCCCAUCCUCCCACCUAUCCGCGACCUGGACUCCAUCCCAGGCCGCUCAAUGACCCAAAAGGGCUAUGAGCACCCUCCGAGAUCAGACCCCUUCGUUACUCAGGAAUAUCGCCAGCCCGGGCCGGCCCCUAUGGCUGCUAUGCCUGAUCGUCAUAGUGCUGAGCACUAUGCGCCCAUUAUGCGUCAGUCGACGUAUGGUCACCCUGCUAUGGGGUAUGAGGAGCAGGUGUCCCCGCAAAUAAUGGCACAUGGCCAGCAGGCCAACUUUGGCAUUAUGGGCGACCCUAUUGACCCGAAGACCAAGCGGAGACGUGGAAAUCUGCCUAAGCCUGUUACGGAUAUCCUGCGCGCUUGGUUCCAUGAGCAUCUUGAUCAUCCUUAUCCUAGUGAAGAGGAUAAGCAGAUGUUUAUGACGAGGACUGGGCUUUCAAUUAGUCAGAUUAGUAACUGGUUUAUUAAUGCUCGUCGGCGACAGCUGCCUGCUUUGCGGAAUCAAAUGCGCAGCGGGGCCGAUGCAGAUUCUCAACGACAGUCUCCUUUUAGUGAUAUGGAUGGCUCGGAGCACCUGCCCUCUCCUCAUCACUAG